AUGCUGGCUGAAGGUGAAAGCAUGGCAAGUACGUCGCUAUGUGCUGCUAAUACAUCAGCGUCUCAGAGUCUUCAGAAAGUGUCUGGUUUUGUAGAAAAUAAAACUACACAGUGCUCGUUUUCCAUUGAAAGUAUUUUGGGACUGGAGCAGAAAAAAGAUGGCAUUCCAGCUGUGAAACCUCACAGACCAUGGAUGGAUGCAUGCACCAACUUGGUUUUAGGUGAUGACAGUAAUCCCCAUCUGCAAAUCCCUGUUGUUUGCUAUGAAAAUCCAUUAUUUCAUGCUAACAGUAAUCCAGUGCAAGAGGAAAAAGUUUUGAAAUGUGAAAAAUAUUUUUCAGUCACUGAAAGGCUAUCUUUCAAACGAGAAUUGAGCUGGUACAGGGGUAGAAGACCAAGAACUGCAUUCACUAGAAACCAGAUUGAAGUCUUGGAAAAUGUUUUUAAAAUGAACUCCUACCCUGGCAUUGAUAUUAGAGAAGAGCUAGCUCGCAAAUUAGAUUUAGAUGAAGACAGGAUCCAGAUCUGGUUCCAGAACCGUCGUGCAAAGCUGAAAAGAUCACACCGAGAAUCUCAGUUUCUAAUGGUGAAAAAUACUUUCACCUCCAGCCUGCUAGAGUAGAAAGAAGAAUGGUUUGCUGUUAUGGCACUACAAUAGAACACGAAGAAUUAUUGGAAUUUUCAUAACUUGUAUUAAGUAAUGAUGAUAUAUUAA
Gymnogyps californianus (California condor) is the source of this 714-nucleotide messenger RNA. It is a transcript of the gene HESX1, whose product is annotated as HESX homeobox 1. Lineage: Eukaryota; Metazoa; Chordata; Aves; Accipitriformes; Cathartidae. The record is from RefSeq and is a predicted model, not a curated record. Gene Ontology annotation, cellular component: nucleus. Bases 1 to 621 code for a protein of 206 amino acids. Gene Ontology annotation, molecular function: RNA polymerase II cis-regulatory region sequence-specific DNA binding; DNA-binding transcription repressor activity, RNA polymerase II-specific. The transcript is spliced from 4 exons. Gene Ontology annotation, biological process: pituitary gland development; regulation of transcription by RNA polymerase II; forebrain development.